Nilaparvata lugens (brown planthopper) is the source of this 396-nucleotide messenger RNA. RefSeq lists its product as uncharacterized. Bases 23 to 331 code for a protein of 102 amino acids. NCBI's taxonomy places the organism in Eukaryota, Metazoa, Arthropoda, Insecta, Hemiptera, Delphacidae. The record is from RefSeq and is a predicted model, not a curated record. The transcript has 2 exons.
GCUCAAAAAAAGACUCGACAGCAUGAUUGGAGUCAAGUACCUCUGGAUCACCCAAAGCUGUAAUGGAGUCAGCCAGGUGCUUUCCAACAGAGGCAAAGUACUUAUUGAAAUUGUUGCUAACUUCAGAAGCACUCUGUUGCUCAGGAGACUCUCCAUCUUUGAUAAAUUCAUUGACAGGGAAGAAAUGUUCAAACACCGGAUCCUGGAGGAAAAUCUGAAUGCUACAAGAAUUGAGAUUGAAUUGAGGUGCAGUAACAUAAACCAGUAUGUAGCUCAAAAAAUUGCUACUUUAAACAGGAAGAGAUUAAAGUAUUCUGGAGCACCACAAUAAAAACCUUUCUUAAUAGAUAAAUGACAUGCAUAUGAGUUAUUUUAAUAAACAAACUUCUCACAUUA